Molecule: messenger RNA, 1669 nt
Organism: Paramecium pentaurelia
Lineage: Eukaryota; Ciliophora; Oligohymenophorea; Peniculida; Parameciidae
Source: the annotation of a GenBank genome assembly
AUGGAGGAUUUCUAUGUGUAAUUUAAGGAGUUUUACGAUAAAGUUAAAGACAUCACAAAUGUUAGAUUUGCCUACAUGAAAGAAUUAUAUAAUCUUGGAUUAGAAUAAUUCCCUGACAACUUAGAGAUUUUAAACUUUCAAAAGAAUAACUAGGUUAGCAUUCAGUCAGGAAACACAAAAUUAAAAAAGAACUGGUCUGAUGAUGAUAAAAGAAUCUUAAUAUGGAUUAUUGGAAAGUACAUGGUCUACCACAAAAGAGAUUUCAAACAAAUAGUAAAGUUUUCAACUAUUAAUUUCUUUAGUGUGAAGAUGAUUGGUAGACUAUAUCAUCAAUGAUGUUGAGAAGAGACUCUUUCUAAUGUAAGCAAAAGUGGCUAUAGAUGUUGAAAUUACCUCUUUAAUAAGCCCCUUGGGGACAAAACGAAGAUGAAGCUUUAGUUAGAAUAAUAAGUGAGUUUUAGGCUCAGAACAAAGGAAAUAAAUGGAGUCAAAUUGCAACUGAACUCAAUAAAACUACAGGUUUAAAUGUUCAUAGAAAUGGAAAAUAAUGUAGAGAGAGAUGGAAUAAUCACUUAAAUCCAUCAAUUAAUAGGUAAUUAUUUCAAGAUAUAUAAGAAAUCCUUGGUAAUAAUUAGAAGAUUUGGAACUCAUGAGAUUGGCCAUUUAAAAUGGAAAAAAGUGGGCAUUAAUUUCUAAAAAAUUGAAAUAAUAGCGGAGUGAAAACAAUGUAAAAAAUAGAUUUAAUUGUUUAAUGAGAAAAGAAAAAAGUGGAAAAAAUAUCCCUUAAUCUUAAGAUGAAAGUGAUAAUGAUAAUUAGGAAUCUUAUGUAUCAGAUCCAUCAGCUGAAGAGUUAAGUCCAGAAGAAAUUAAAUAAAUUUAAGCUAUAAUCAAAAAGAUAGAAUGGAGAAUGAAAUAAGAUGGAUCUUCUUAUGAUAUUAAAUAAGAACAUUAAGAUUAAGUAUCUAAAAAGGUUUAAUUGGAUAGAAGAGCUAUAAAAAAUAAAUAAUAAUAAGAAGAGAAUCCAAUCAACAAUAAAAUCUAAAAUGUCAACAAUUUCAAUAAUAUCAACAUUAAUAUUGAAAACUUUACUCCUUCUAAUUUAAACUAACAUAAAAAUAAUAAUACUAAUCAUAUUUAAUUAUAAGUUAUGGAAUAUAAUUAAAAUGAUGAUUAGAGUUAAUUAUCUUUCUGUUUAGUUAACAAAGAAAAAGGGUUUAUAUACUUUUUAAAUUAAGAAUAAUACAAUAAUUAUGUUAAAUCUUAAAAUCAGAUAAAUAAUAAUCCAUUAAUUAACUUAUCUAGUUUUUUAGGUGCUCAACCUCCAGUUAGUAAUCUAAAUUUUUCAAAUAAUAUUGCUCUGAAUACAAAUAUUGAACUUGGUUAAUAAUAAAAUUAAUAAAAUAAUAAUUUAGAUUGCUUUUCUGAACAUUAAAGUUUGAACUCUUAUUAUUAUUAAUGUUUGGCUAUGAAUAAUUAAAUGAAUUUUAAUUAGCUUCCACAAACUAGAUCAUAUUUGAAUUUACCAACUCAUUUAAAUAAUAAUUUUACUUCCAAUCCAUAAUAUCAUUCAGGUUACAAUUAUCAUGUGACUUGCUAUCAAUAGUAAUAAUAACAAUAACCAUAACAGAUGAUGUAUUAAUCAUAAACUAGUGACAAAUUAGAUCUUUGA